AUGUCUCGAUCCUGUGCCAUCUCCCGCCAGUUAUCGGCAUGGAGAUCGCGCAAGUCCGCUUCAGAAGAUCGGCCUCCGCCCUACCGGUCGUCCCAGGUCACGCCGAUUUCACGCCGAUCAUUUAUCGGCGGCGGCGGCGUGGCAAAAAAGCCCGGCGGCGGCGGCGCGCCGGCGCGGCGCACACGUCUAGCCGGCAUAGCGUGUGGAGGGUCCCUUAUCAGCUACCGGCAUGUACUCACCGCGGCGCAUUGCGUGGUUUUACAGCACGCGUAUAGAUAUGAGGAUGUGAAAGUCUUCUUAGCUGAAUACGACACUCGCACACCGACGGACUGCGUCGGCACCCUGUGCGUCCACACCGCGGUGAUGCAGCCUGAGAGGAUCGUCUACCACAACCAGUACCAACCGCAAGUGUUCCACAACGAUAUCGCCAUGUUGACGCUCAGAGGAGACGCUCCUAACACUGACUACAUCCGCCCUAUUCUCCUGCCGACUUUCAACAUCAACGAACCCAAAUACGAAGGGAUCCCUCUCACCAUAACUGGCUGGGGUCAAACCGAACACAGCCAAUCAUCGCCCAUCAAACUCCGCGCACAAGUCCAACUAGUAUCCCCUAAUACUUAUAGUAAACACGCACAGGUGACACCUGGAGUUCUCUGUGCAUCAAGCAAGAACGGCCAAGACAUGUGCUUCGGCGACUCUGGUGGACCGAUCAUGUUAGCACAUGACGGCAACUAUUAUCUUACAGGAAUAGUCAGUCACAGGAUUUCACCUUGUGGUUCAUCUGUGCCGUCUAUGUAUACUAAUGUGUAUUCUUAUUUAGAUUGGAUACAGUAUUAUAUGAGGAAUUGAAGGACGAUG
Cydia splendana is the source of this 858-nucleotide messenger RNA. RefSeq names its product CLIP domain-containing serine protease HP8-like. The record is from RefSeq and is a predicted model, not a curated record. Gene Ontology annotation, biological process: proteolysis. The transcript has 4 exons. Gene Ontology annotation, molecular function: serine-type endopeptidase activity. NCBI's taxonomy places the organism in Eukaryota, Metazoa, Arthropoda, Insecta, Lepidoptera, Tortricidae. The coding region runs from base 1 to 849 and encodes 282 amino acids.